AGAUAAUAUUAGUAAGUGAAAAACAAAGAGAGAAGAGAGGGCAGCUUUAUUUUAUCAGGAUUAAUUAGAAGGAAUGGCCUCAACAGCAUUCACCCCUCUCUCUCUUUCUUCUUCAUCCAAGGCUCCUCGUCUUCAACCCGCCGCCACCGCCGCCGCCGCCGCCCAAUGUGUCACGAUUCCCACUCCUCACCUCGCCAAGACCACCUCCUACAGUAGGAAGAGUGGCCGGAAUGUGGUGGCCAUGGUUACCGGAGAGGCAUCGACUGACGUUGCCUCAACUGAGACUGACACUCCUGAAAUAGUUACAAAAAUUCAGGAAGCUUGGGAUAAAGUUGAAGACAAGUAUGCCGUUACUUCUCUGGCGGUGGCAGGACUAAUCGGACUCAUUGCCAGUGCCGGAGUUAUCUCUGCUAUUGACAAGCUUCCACUCAUUCCUGGAGUUCUCGAGCUCGUAGGAAUUGGAUAUACUGGCUAUUUUGCAUAUAGUAAUCUGUUAUCCAAAUCGAACAGGGAUGCUUUGAUUGAGAAAGUCAAAGGUACAUACGAUGAUAUAAUUGGGAGUAGCUGAGACCAGAGCUAGCCAUGUAACAUAUACAGUAUAUUUUAAUUAUCGUUUAAUUUCCAAUCGGCUGUAAUUGUUCAUCCUUUUUCUCUCAGUUUACUUGCUUAUUCUAUAAUUUCAAAUAAAUAAAUAAGAUAAUAGAUCGUGUUUUAAUUUUUAA
Molecule: messenger RNA, 722 nt
Organism: Salvia hispanica
Lineage: Eukaryota; Viridiplantae; Streptophyta; Magnoliopsida; Lamiales; Lamiaceae
Gene: PSI-P
Product: photosystem I P subunit
Cellular component (GO): thylakoid; chloroplast thylakoid membrane
Source: RefSeq, a predicted model, not a curated record